This is a messenger RNA of Micromonas pusilla CCMP1545, 2010 nucleotides long. RefSeq lists its product as uncharacterized. Lineage: Eukaryota; Viridiplantae; Chlorophyta; Mamiellophyceae; Mamiellales; Mamiellaceae. Gene Ontology annotation, molecular function: RNA polymerase binding; transcription coregulator activity. Gene Ontology annotation, cellular component: nucleus. The transcript is spliced from 2 exons. Bases 1 to 2010 code for a protein of 669 amino acids. The record is from RefSeq and is a predicted model, not a curated record.
AUGACGAGGCGAGACGAGGCGAAGUCGCGUUGCGUUGCCGCCGAAGCGAUCCGAAGACUCAUUCAGUCCGCCGCGCGCCCGACGCGCUCACCGCCGCGGCGAAUGCCCCCCCCGCCCGGGCCCGGGCCCGCCGCCCACCCCGGCGCGCCGACGCAGAUGCCGCCGGGGUGGCAGCCGCCGCCGUCGUCGUCCGCGCCGUCGCCGUGGCGCGCGCUCGUCACCGCGGACGGCCCGCACAGAGGACGGACGUACUACCACAACGCCGCGACGGGGGAGACGACGUGGACGCGACCGAAGGACGCGCCGCCGCCGCCGCCGGUCGCGCCGCCGGUCGCGCCGGCGGCCGCGCCGGCGCGCCGGCAGAUCGCGAUCCCGGGCACGGCGUGGAUCGAGGUGGCGCAGGUCAGCGGACCGAGCUACUUUCAUCAUCCGCCGAGCGGGGAGGUCACGUGGACGGCGCCGCCCGAGGUUGUCGCCGCGCGCGCCGCCGCCGGCGCCGCGCCGCCCGCGCCGCCCGGCGACUCGGGCGCCGCGGAGGCGUUCCAGGCGCAGGUACAGGCGAGGCUAAGGGACAUGACCCCGGCCGCGAUCGCGAAGGCGUCGGCGGCGGUCACGGGGGCGGUCGCGGGGGCGCCCGCGCCCGCGCCCGCGCCCGCGCCGGCUCCGGACGUCGCGCCGUUCGACGAGGACGACGUCGAGUUCGACCCGGACGUGUACGAGGUCGACGCGCCGACGAUCUCGGUCGUGGAAGAGGUCGCGGAGGAAGAGCCGAAAGUCGACGCGGCCGCGGUCGCCGCCGCCGAGGCCGCCGCCGCGGAGGCCGCGGCGGUCGCCGAAGCCGCGGCGGUCGCCGAAGCCGCCGCCGCCGCCGCCAAGGCGGAGAAGGCUGCGAUCGCGUCCAACUUCGAGUCGUUGCUUCGCGAGAAGGGCGUGUGCGGGACGUCGCGGUGGGACCGGUUCAUGUCGAAACUGUCGAGUGACGAGCGUUACGACGCCGUGAGCGUCCACGCCGAGCGCCGCCGGAUGUUUGAAAAGUUUGUCCGCAACUACGUCCCGGACGAGAAGGAGGAGGACGACUCGAAGAAGAAGAAAACACCGGGCGGGGGCGCGGAGGACGGCGACGUGAAGGAAAAGGCGGCUAAAAGAGAAGAGGAGCGGUGGAAGAGAGAGGAUAAAGUCCGAAGGGAGCGCGCGGCGGAGGCGGAGCGCAUCGCGAGGGAGCGGCGGCGGUUCCAACGCGCCUCCGCCGCGACGCGUUUCGACGCGUUGCUCACGGAGACGGUCAGGCGCGUUCUAUACACUGGUCCCCAUACGACCGCGUUGGCAGACCCGGAGUCGACGUGGGCGGACGCGCUUCCGAGGCUUCGCGGGGACGUGCAAAACCGCGCGGCGGUGGACGGGCCGCUAUCCGAGCGGGAGAUGCGCGACGCGUUUGAAACGCACGUCUCCGGGCUGUUACGUAAAGCCGCCGCGGACGCGAGGGAGGCGUUGGAGGCGAAGAUCGUCGCGCACGCGGCGAGCGAUUUUUUAGACGACGAAGAAGAAGAAGAAGAAGAAGAAGAAGGCACGCCGUCCUCCGGGGGUGCCGACUCGGGUGCCGACACCGACGACGAAGACGCGCCAAAGCGAGAGAAGAAUAGGAAGAAGAAGAACCCGCUGACGUCUUUCGUCGCCGCCGCCGCGCUGCUCGGCGACGACCCCAAGUUUGAACGGUGCCCGCUCACCGAACGCGCGUCGCAAUACGUUCAGCACGUAGAGCGGUUGUGCGUCAAGCACGGCGUCGCGGCGCUUCCCGAGGAGGUCAAGGCGCUGCGGGACGAGCUCGAGGCGGCGAGGAGAGAGGAGGACGAGGAGAGGCGGGCGGCGCGCGACCGCGAGCUGCGCGGGAUGAAGCGGACGUUGGAGGAACGCCGCGAUCGCGACGGAGAGAGCGACGGAGGAGGUAGGGAUUCGCGGGAUUCGCGGCCGCCGCCGCCGCGUCGACGACGGUCGCGGUCGCGGUCACCCUGA